AUGACCAUCGAACAAGGCCCCUUUGAUGCCCAGUUUGAUGCGCUGGUUCAAAAUGCCCUCAUGGAAUGGAAAAUUCCUGGCUUGUCCAUCGCAGUCCUCCAUAAGGAACAUACAUUUUCCAGGGCCUAUGGCAUCGCCGAAUUCCCUGACAGGAAGAUGACCGCCGACACGCUUUUCCCAGCUGCUAGCACCACGAAAGCAUUCACUGCUGCCGCUACCUCAAUAGCGAUUCAAGACAGCAAGGACACCAAGUCGGCGCUCGACUGGGACACCACGAUCGCAUCCAUCAUUCCAGACGAUUUUGUUCUAUCAGAUGACUACGCUACUAGGCACACGACCCUCGAAGAUGCCCUCUCACAUCGAUCGGGGCUCCCUGGACAUUUAUGGCCAGUCACGUACGGGAGUCGAGAUGCAAGCGUGCGAGAGAUUGUGCGCUCGCUCAGACACCUGCCCCUAUCAGCUCCCUCGCGAACUAAAUUCCAGUACAGCAACCAAAUGUUUGUUGCUAUGACGCAUCUACUACAGCAGCACACUGGUGAGCCACUGGGCACUUUCCUGAAGAAGCGCAUCUGGGAGCCCCUUGGCAUGAACGAGACAUACUUCUCAACUGAUGAGGCGAUGGAAGAUCCUUCGAGCGCGGCCAAGGUCGUUAAAGGAUACACUUGGAUUCCCGAGAAAGACGGCGGGCACUGGUUCCAAGAGCCCCCGGCCAACUGGAGGCCGAAUACCGGCGCCGGAGCCAUAGUCAGCAAUGUGCUCGAUUAUUCUCGCUGGGUGCGAGAAUUGAUCGAGCAGACUGGCCUUCUGAAGGGCCAUGAUUCCUUGACUAAACCACGGACUUUACAUUUUGAAGGAGGCGAUAUCAAUCUACCGUCCCCUUACCACGGCUACGCACUGGGAUGGUUCGUCGACAACUAUCGUGGCCAACACCUCUAUUCACACUCCGGUGGCUGGCCUGGCUAUUCCAGUCUCGUCGGGUUUCUGCCCGAGAAAAAGUUCGGCUUCGUGCUUAUGGGCAACUCCAACUCAGCACGAUAUAUCAUUUUCCAGCUGGCGGUACAUCUUAUGGAUAAGCUGCUUGGACCGACCGAGGAUCCCCUGCAUCAAGAGAAAAUGGCGGAAUUCUAUGCCACGCAUGACAAGAUCAAGGAGAGAACGCUAAGGUAUCAUCCAGACGAUAUGGAUGCUAUCAAGCGAAAGCUCUUUCCAUCCCUGGCCGAUCCCCCGUUUUCUCAUGCUUUGCCACUCGACAAAUAUGUUGGGACCUACAAACAUCCAACUGGAAACUGGGUUUCUGUUGUGCUAGACCAUGAUGGAAACUUGGGUAUCGAUGCAUCGCAAGGAGCGAUCCCCGGGUAUUUGACCCUCACGCAUGCUAGUGGUGAAUUCUUCGUUGCGAAGAUAAAGUCCAGCAAUCUUGCUGCGAUGGAACCUGUUGCGGCUGAGUUUUAUAUUGAUCCUUCGGGGUCCGUGAAGAAGAUCGGGUUGACGCUGGAGCCUGCCUUGAAAGAAGAGAAAAUAUGGUUUGAGCGAAGUGAAGCUUAA
Messenger RNA from Penicillium canariense, 1545 nucleotides. RefSeq lists its product as uncharacterized. The record is from RefSeq and is a predicted model, not a curated record. The transcript is spliced from 2 exons. Lineage: Eukaryota; Fungi; Ascomycota; Eurotiomycetes; Eurotiales; Aspergillaceae. Bases 1 to 1545 code for a protein of 514 amino acids.